CUUUUUGUUUUGCGGCUCGGCAAAGUUUGCGUUGGAAUUUGAUUAAUAAAUGAAGCAACGAAAUGUCGAACAGUGCCAAAAAGUCAGACUCCUUGCGGAGCAAUAGCUCCACGCCACGGAGACCGCGAAAGCGUCGCCGCGUUGAUCGCCAGAGCCUGGAUUCGCAGGUAGACGAAGAUGCUAAGGAGAUCGAUCGCCGGCUGCGAAAAGUGGCCAAGGAUAACUCCAUAAGCGCCGAGGACAUGCAAAAGGUGGUGCGGAAGGUGGUGCGCAACGAUCAUGUCCUAGCCCUGGUCACCUUGAAAGCGGAGGACGAGCUGGCGCGGGAGAAGAGGGUGGAAUCGGCGGAGCAACAAAAACGGGGCGCCAUCAUUAUUACGGACACUCCAUCCGUGCCCAAGCUCACCCGAGCGAAAGCCCGGGAACUAAACUGCACUCCCGGCAUUUCCCUGCCCCAGCUUAACGACACUUGUGUCGACAAUGAUAGCAUAGAGGCUUUGAUUCGGGAGGAGUUGCACUCCGAUGAGGAGGACGAGGAAUACACAUUCAAGGAGGAGGACUUUCAAUCGGAUGAUGAUCCCAACACUACAGCAUCGGAUUUCGAUUCCAGUCCCUGCACACCGCAAACUCCGCUCACUGCCAAUGAGGAUUCUCCUGUCAAAUUCUCCGAUGAUGGUUGCUUCAAGGUGCCAUUCGAAAAGAAUCUGCUCGACAACGACGACCUGCGUAUAUCCACCAGAACGCGCUCCAAAUUCUGUCUGCAGCAGACAACCAUCGAGGAUUUGCAGUCCGAAUUCGUGCCGCCGGACGUGGAGCCUAGUGAUGUCGUGGAGAACGAUUUGACCGCCACUGAUGCAGACUGGAUGCAGUUCCUCAAUGACUUUACAAAACCUUUAAGCAACACCGUUCUGGGCGACGACGAUGAUCCCAUCAACGAUCCGGAGUAUGAAGCCGCUGAUCAUUUGGAAUCAGAGUACGAGAAUGCUGAGGAACUACGCGAUGUCAACAUAUCCAAAAAGGAGUUGACCGACCUGGUCUCAGAAUUGUUUGCUGGCUUGCUGCAAGAAGGAGUCUCUCUUGAAUCAAUUGAAUUGGAGACCCCUCAAAAAUUCAUGGAAAGUGCCAACGUCUCGAUGACUCCCAUAGAUCAGGUUUCUCGAAAUAUUGAUUUUGAUGGUCAAGUUAUGGUAAAUGACCAUCAGCAGGACCUACAGGUCUUCCAACAAUGUGAGAUACCCCCUCCCUGUGAUGUAAACAAUAUGGGCAUGGUGAUGCCCGUUCCCGUGGCUGUGAUGCAGGAGGGAAAUCUGGAAAAAGGUCCCGGAGGAACGCCCUGCAAGGUGGUGAACGUACCAUCGGAUGCUUUGGGUGCACCUCCAGAACUUAUAGCUGUUCCAAUACCUGGUCAACCUAAUUGCUUCCAACUGGCCAAAGUUGUCGCUAAUGACUCCACCUUUAUUAGUCCUCCAUUAACAGAUGAAACGCUCCACAAUUACUCCACCAUGGAGACAGUGCAACCACUCAGUGUAUCGAAAAGCAAUGAAGAUCGUUACAAAAAACCAUUUGACACCAACUUUACCUGGGAAUACAUCUCGGUGAAGAAGCACAUUUACUCGGAGUAUGAGAAUCAGUUUGAAAACCUGCGUAAUGUGCAGCCAUCUAAUACCAAUCACCUUGCCAGGAGCAAGGGAUUCACUCAAAACCAACAUGAUAUUCUUCAGCAGCAGCUUCGCAUUCACACCCAAAUGCUUAGUCAGAGUUAUCUGCAGACUUACUCCCAUCCCACUUUGUAUCCUAUGGCCAAGAAGCCCAGGGAAAUGCUGGAGGAACUCUACAAAAGGGCAACCAAAGAUGCUAGCUUUAACUGCUGGAACCUUAAUGGAGCUGUCCAGCUGGUAAGGAAGUGGGAGCAUGAUUUGUGUAGUGAUGAGUUUAAGCAGGAGAACGAAAAGAUGAUGGAGUUCAUUAACAAGGAAACAGAUUUGACUGAUGGCCACACACGGCAGGUUCCAAGACUAGCGCCUCGUAUCAUGGAUCUUAUGCUUGAUAGCCAGGUGUUUAUGUACCCUCAGUACCUUCCUCGAAUGGCUUUUCAACCGAAACUGACCCAAAUUACUGCCUAUGCCCCCUCCGAGUAUCAGCUUAUCGCCAUUGGUCUUGAGAAACACAUUUCAGCCAUUAAGAAAGCUAAAAGACCACUUCGCAAGGGUACAGAUCCCAUUCGAGUUGCAUCCACGCGAAUGGCCAAGGAUACGAUUUAUGGCAAGAACGCCCGUCGGAUUUUUAUAAAGAUAAGUGAGCUUCGCGAAUCGAAGCAGUAUAAUCCAGUAAAAUACUUUCUUGACCACGAGCGAGCGCCGCCCACGAACCACACCCUUUGGGGAUUCGAGGGUGGACUGGUGAGAACUCCACGAGAACGUCACCAGGAGCUGCCCAGUGGCUGGCAAUACUACAUCGAGAAAACCUGGGAGCAAAAGCGCACCCGCCGCAAUUUUAAGGCCUCUAAAGCGUCCUCAGAAGCCAGUGCCUCGUAUCUGGAAUUCGUGCGCGAGGCUGUCGGCGAGGAUUUGCUGCUGCCGGAGAGUUUUGGACAGGCCGCGGUCCCCGAUGGCAGGGAUUGCAAAGCGAGGAAAAAGCCAGCACAGAGGAAGACCCGCCCAUCGGAACAGCCGCCACAGCUCACCAUAAAUGUGAAUUAUGUGUUUGGCGGCGAUGCCAACGCGGGAAACUUACCCGGAGUAUCUGGGGUCUCGGUGCCUCUUGUGUCCGGCGGACGCCUGGCGGACAAUGUGUUGAACAUCAACCGCAGCCUGUACACCAGCGUUGAGUGCAGUGGUCUGCUGGUCCUGCCCCCUGCUCCGCCACCAUUGGCCGAAGAUGCCCCGCCCGCCGUCAACUUUAGAGUAGACGAGACCACGCACACCCUGCAAAUCUGCGAGCUUGAGGACUCCAGCGAGGCCGUACAGCAGGAUCUUUUGCCUGCGUCGGAUAGCAGCGCCUCCUUUGCGGGCAGAAGCGCCAAAAGGGCGCGCUAUCAAAUAUUCAAGCCAAAGGUUCAAGCCACCAAUAAAUCGCGAAAGGGAUCAACGCCUACUCGCAGUCGCUACCACAAAUUGCGUGAACGUUUGCGCCAUAAACUCAGUAAGCGCUGCUAUUCGCUAAUCACUACCUACGGAUCCUACCUGCGUGGACGCAGGGACAAGUAUAUAGCCUGCGAGUUGGUACAGCUCGUGCACAUUCGUUUUGUGGCCCUCGAACUGUACACCCAACUGUUGGUCGAUCUGAAGAUGUUCUGCAGCACCACCACCGCCAAAACUGCAACGGCAACGCAGCCAAAAAGAACCAGAAGCGAUGACGAGGCGGCCAAGCUCAAGAGGGCAAAUCGACAGGAGGAGAUGCUGCGACACAUGCUCCAGCCGGAUUCCCCAGAGGAGCGCAAUCGCAAAGAUGCCAUUUUUGCUCUGAAUUUUUACGACAAAGUGGAGGAGGCCUUGCUAAAUGCCGAUCGGCUGGAAGAUUGCAGAAAAUUCAAUAGCCUGCUGCAGAAUUUUGAUCCAAGACAGGAGAAGGUCUCAGCUCUAUAUCAGAAAGUGGAAAAAAUCUUGCUGCCCGAUCACCCAGAACUGGCAGAGGUAUUCCUUAACUUUUUGCUACCUGCGGAGGCAGCUGAGAUAGGCAAAUUCUUUGAGCACUUUAUGAUAAGCAAUGCCACCAACUUCAUCAACAAACUGAACAUUUACUUCAACAAGCAGCCCGCUCAGAUCAGAAAGAUCUAUGCCUGCCUCAGCGAGUUGGCAGAAUUGCCCAACGUAAGCAUGAAAAAGGUUGAGAACAAGAUAAUGCCCUUGCUCAAGGGCAAUCAGUUUCUGGCCGACUGGUUUGUGCAGCAAUUUCCCCAGGGAAAGCCCCCGAAAAGAAUCCUGUCUCCCGUGGAGACUAUAAAUCUUCAUGAUGUUCAAAACAACACUUCGGGGGAAUAUACGGAAACGAUUCAUGAGUUUUUGGAUGUACCUACGCCAAGUAAACCUGGUUGUCACCUAAAGUACAUUAAUGGGCGGAUUUUCUAUGGCGCCAAGAUCCUGCUGCCGGCCAAGCUUUCCUUUAUGGCUGCUAGUAUUUACAACGAACAAUCCCAUGAUGUGCCAUCGGCUUCCAGUGAAUCCAUGACUUGUGCUCAUGGGAUUCGUGCCCAGGGAGAGAAGCUCCUGAGUAUGGCUGCCAAUACAGAUAGCGACGAUGCUGCGGAUCGGAGUGAGGAGGAUGACGCCAGUCGUGCGUUAGUUAUUGAUACAACGGGCGAUGAACAGAACAGCUGUUCAUCCAUCGAGAUGUGCGAUGAGGCGGGCCUAAAAGCGCAUGCAAUCCGAUUAAAUGCCAGUUUGUAUACCAACUCCAGCUUUAGUAAUGCAGCUACCAGUACGCCCAAUGUGGGAAAUUCUCAUGGACACCAUCACCCGAACGCUAAGAAAACAUCUAUCAAUUUCGGUGAAAUAUCACCACGCAAGCAAUCGGCAUUUAACAGCUCGGGAUUGAGUCCCUUGUCGGCAACAAUCAAUAGUUCUCCUCAUGUGGACAAAAGAAAGUCACCCACCAAGAAGGUUCGAUCACCUCUGAAUCAAUCUCAGGGUAGACAGCGCACAAAUAACCAACCUAUGGUCGUGAUCCAUGAGUCACAGCCUUCAUCGUCGCCCGCCAUUGAGUGUGCCAAACGUUUGCGCACGUUGAUCGAUCAGGAAAGUGUCCGGGAUGCGGCAGAUACAAAGGCGGGUAUACGGAUUAUUGCGCAGGCCAAGCAGCCGGCUCCAACGCCAACGAUUAGCUGUAGCCCUGCAGCCGUUACAAAAAUUGAGGUGGAGUGCCUGGAGGGGAAUGCCCAGGACACGGAAGCAUGUACGCCUCUUAAAAUGGAUCUGGAUCAAUCGGAAGAAGAACUGGAGCCGCUGCAAGUGAGUGCAGGAAAUACGCCGCAGCAUAUUAUCACGACGCAAUUCGACAGCGACGAGGAUUGCAAGUUAGAUGUAGUGGCCACGCUGGCCAACAGCUCUCCCACCGAAGAUAUAGCAGCUACAGCCGCUGGAUCAACUGCCAGCACGUCUCAAUCUGAAUCUGGUAGCUCCCACUCGUCUCCCUGGACUCGAGAAGAGGACAAAGUAAUCCUAAUCGAAAUGAAAAUGGGGGCUCGCGAUAGAGAGCAGCUCAUCCGACGUAUGUGCGGCAAGCUCAAGCAUCGCAGCAUUGGCGAAAUACGCGGGAGGCAUCAGUUUCUCAUGGAUUUUCUAUCCAAAUUGCAAGGCAAGUAGGUUUUGUAAGAAACAUUUUCCACUGUAUUAUACCUCCAGCUGAAAUAGGUUACUAAUAUUAUGUAAUAUAUGGUUUUAAGCAUAGUUUGCGACCAAAAAGAUUAUGAAACGAUCUUAUUAAAGGGUCCAUGGAAUGUAUUUUCUUUAUUAAACUUUCUAAAAUUGUAUAAGGUUAUUUAAGAUGAAAUUGACUAUUAAUAAGCAGAGUUAAAUGCUCUAAAAGUAUUUAAGAAUAUUCUAGUGUUAACCUAUCUAAAAGUAUUUAAGAAUAUUCUAGUGUUAACCUCUCAAGCCACUUUUAAGGCAGUGACAACUUAAUUACUCUACAACUUUGUUUUGGCUAGAGAGAACGAGUAUUUCUCAAAUACUUUUGAACCUGUACAUAUGAUUAAAUGUUGAA
Molecule: messenger RNA, 5700 nt
Organism: Drosophila rhopaloa
Lineage: Eukaryota; Metazoa; Arthropoda; Insecta; Diptera; Drosophilidae
Gene: mute
Exons: 8
Coding region: 63-5300 (1745 amino acids)
Biological process (GO): regulation of DNA-templated transcription
Cellular component (GO): nucleus
Molecular function (GO): transcription coregulator activity
Source: RefSeq, a predicted model, not a curated record